Messenger RNA from Macrobrachium nipponense, 977 nucleotides. RefSeq names its product neurofilament medium polypeptide-like. Lineage: Eukaryota; Metazoa; Arthropoda; Malacostraca; Decapoda; Palaemonidae. The transcript is spliced from 2 exons. The record is from RefSeq and is a predicted model, not a curated record. Bases 111 to 977 code for a protein of 288 amino acids.
AAAUAACUUCAGUAUUUUUCCUGUUGACUGUCGUCUUGCCAACGUUAAACCUGCCACAGUGCCACGUCUGAUUUACUUAAAAGUUCAGUGACUAAACAAAAGUGGAAAUCAUGAAAAUUCUGUGGGUCCUGCUGUCUUUUUCUUUCAUCACUGUUGGAGUCUUUGCACUACCCCCUGGAAACCCUCCAGUCUCUGAAAAUGGUGAAACUGGAGCGCAAAUGCCAAACGUGAGUAGAGCUGCCUCAGAAGCUGAGGCAUCUGGCAGUGCUACGGCCAAAGAGGAUGGGAAUACUACUGGGACCGAAAAAAAUGAAAACAUUCAAGAUUCGGGACAAGGUCCAAGUAAAUCUUCAGAUAGCUCACCUGGUAUGAAUAGCUCAGUAGACAUGAAAUCCUUAUCACCCAAGCCCGAAGCAAGCAGCAAUACUACAACACCUGCACUAUUGAGUGCCAUAAAAACAGAUCAAGGAAACACUGAAGUGACUCAGAAUUCUGAGGUUGCUAAAAAUUCUCCUGAAAAAGCAAAGACAGAUGUCCAAAAGAGCAAAGAACCUGAGGUACGUCAGAAGCCAGUUGCUGGAGGCCCUAGUAAAGCACCAUCAGAGACUGAGGUUCAGAAGAAUAGUACAUCAAGUGUGACAAAGUCAACAAGUGCUCCUGUUACGUCUGUCAGCAAAAAGGAGGACGAUGCAGAUAAAAAUGAUGCCCCUGCUCCAACGGAAGAGAAGAAACCAGAAGCCACCGACAGUAACGAAGGCAAAAACACUAAUGCGAAAGGUGACUCUAACGUUGCUUCUAAAGAAGAAGAUAUGGGCAACCCAGAGUCAACGGUAGCUCCCCCUGUAAAGGUAAACCAAGGCACUGAUGAUAAAGAACCCUUGGCAAAGAGCCCAGAAGUUCACAAGAGCUCAAUGGAACCCCUCUUCACAUACGAUGACGACAAUGGGGGGGGGUGGGGAUGGUUCUGCUGGCAUUGA